UCCCUCUGCAAGUGUUACAGUUUGUAAAUGAGAACAGAAGGGCUUCUGUAGAAACCCGAAAAGCGCAGACAACAGACGCCAGGGACUUCCCGGCCCCUUCUCUGGACAACCUAACUUGGUUUCCGUACGAUCCUUGUUGCUCUGAAGAGUGAAUCAGCCGGCACAUGCGUGCACCGGAGAGAGGUCCUUGACUCAGAGCUGAGAUCGUGUCUCCCGGCAAGAGGACCCAGAGGGCUGGUCCCCCCCGAGAAGCAGCCGUUCGCUUACCUACAGCCGGCCUGGCCCAGAGACAGCCCUUCAGGAAAUACAAGGACAGAGAGGACAUGUUACAUCUGGAACACUCUUGCUUGUUUUUCAGGAGCUGGCUGGCUCUGACAGUCAGUGUGCUUCUGGAUUUGAAGCCCUCAGCUUGCCGCAGUCUAUCUGGUUCCCGUCCGAAUAUCCUUCUCCUGAUGGCAGACGAUCUCGGCAUUGGAGAUGUCGGCUGCUAUGGCAACGACACCAUAAGGACUCCGAACGUUGACCGCCUUGCCGCGGAUGGCGUAAUGCUCACCCAGCACAUCGCCGCGGCUUCCGUGUGCACGCCAAGCAGAGCCGCUUUCCUAACAGGCAGAUACCCUCUCCGAUCAGGUAUGGUGUCCAGUAAUGGUUACCGUGUUCUUCAGUGGACGGGCGUAUCUGGAGGACUUCCACCAAAUGAAACAACUUUUGCAAAAAUAUUGAAAGAUAAAGGCUAUGCCACUGGACUCAUAGGAAAAUGGCAUCUGGGUCUCAACUGUGAAUCCUCCGAUGAUUACUGCCACCACCCGCUCAGCCAUGGCUUUGGCCAUUUCUACGGAAUGCCGUUUUCCAUGAUGGGAGACUGUGAGCCCGGGGAAAUGUCUGAAAAGCGGGCAGGCUUGGAGCAUAAACUCAACGUCUGCUCGCAUGUCAUGGCGUUGGCCGCCUUUACACUCACCGCUGGGAAACUCACUCGCCUGGUAGCGGGCUCCUGGACUCUGGUCAUCUGCUCAGCCAUUGUGGCCCUACUGUGCCUCACGACCUCCUAUUUCAUGGGUGCCCUGAUUGUUCACGCCGACUGCUUUCUGAUGCGAAAUCACGCCAUCACCGAGCAGCCCAUGUCCCUUCAAAGGACGACGGCUCUUAUGCUCAAGGAGGUCUCAUCCUUUGUCAAAAGAAACAAGCAAGGACCUUUCCUCCUCUUCGUGUCCUUUCUACAUGUCCACACCCCUCUCAUCACUACCGAGAACUUCCGAGGGAGGAGUCCCCAUGGGCUGUACGGGGACAACACAGAAGAGAUGGAUUGGAUGGUGGGGCAGAUCCUUGAUACCUUGGACACGGAAGGUUUGACCAACAGUACCCUCGUUUAUUUUACGUCGGAUCAUGGGGGAUCCUUAGAGGCUCAGUUUGGAAACAAUCAAUAUGGUGGCUGGAAUGGGAUAUAUAAAGGUGGCAAAGGCAUGGGCGGCUGGGAAGGUGGGAUCCGGGUCCCAGGGAUACUCCGGUGGCCCGGGGUGCUGCCCGCUGGCCGCCUGAUCCACGAGCCCACCAGCCUGAUGGAUGUCUUCCCCACCGUGGUCCAGCUGGGGGGUGGCCAGGUGCCCCAUGACAGGGUGAUUGAUGGCCGGGACCUGCUGCCCUUGCUCCUGGGGACAGCCCAGCACUCGGAGCACGAGUUCCUGAUGCAUUACUGCGAGAGCUUCCUGCACGCAGCCCGGUGGCACCAACGGAACACUGGAUUCUCCAUCAUCGUCUGACUGGAGUUGCUUGAGGUUUUCUGUUUCCAUGAAUCUUUUUAAAUCCAGCUCUUGGAUUUACUAAACAACUGUAUUUUUAAAUUUUCUAACUGCUUGAGUUCUGCCUCUGCCUUGGUCUGUGGUAACAGACUUUCAGCUAUUUGAGUUUCUUCUCUUUUCUUCAUUUCUGUUUCCCUCUCUAUUAUUCUGCAUUUUGCCCUGACAUUUUCUCCCUUUUUUGUGGAUUUGCCUUAAGGACUUGGUUUUCUUCCAGGGUUUGGGAAGGCCUAUAGCCCUCUUGCAAUUCAACUCACUCUUUUUUCUUUAUGCCUCAAAACCAUUCUCUGGACAUGUCCAGUUGUCUGAAACAAGAAUAAAAGAAUACCUUUUGGAAUCCCCCUUAUUUGAGGAAGUUACCAAUAGAUUUUUAAAAAAUCUCCCUCCUUUUCCUGUCCAUCCUUUCCAGUAGUAUCAUCAUCUGGGAUGAUUUUUAUUGCUACAUUUUUGGGUUUUUAAGAAUUUCAUAACAUAGAUUUCCUCUUUUAAGAUUAAAAAAAAAAAAAAAAAAACUUUCACUCAGGGACUUCCCCGGAAGUCCAGUGGUUAAGACUCCGUGCUUCCACUGCAGAGGGGGACGGGUUCAAUCCCUGGUUGGGGAACUCAGAUCCUGCAUACCAUGGGGCGUGGCAAAAAAAACAACAAAAACUUUCAUUCAAUUACCUAGCACAAUCUACAACUAUUUAUGCUUACGGAUAAUUUUUAUUGCUACAUUUUUGCCUUUUUAAACUUACAUACUAUAGAUUUCCCCUUUUAAGAUUUUUUAGAAAACUUUCAUUCAAUUGCACAGUUCAGUCUACCAGCAUUUAUGCUUAGGGAUGAUUUCUAUUGCUACGCUUUUGAUUUUUUAAAGUCACAUAUUAUAGAUUUCCCUUUUUAAGGGUUUUUUUUAAACUUUCCUUCAGUUCCAUAGCCCAACCUUCAAGCACUGCUGUGAGUGGCACCGAUACCUGGGAUCAACGUUCAUCCUCUUUUCCUUUACCCCGUGGCUGCCCCAUUACCGAACCUCUCUUCUCUCAGUUAUUGGGCAAACAUCUCAAUUUUUUUUUCAAGGUAGAUAGGGAGUGUGUUCUUACUUUCUUUUUUUUUUUUAACUUUUCGUUUUUCGGCCGUGCCACAUGCCAUGUGGGAUCUUAGUUCCCCAACCAGGGAUCAAACCCACGUCCCCUGAAUUGGGACCGUGGAGCCCUAACCACUGGACCGCCAGGGAAGUCCCCUGUUCCUACUUGCCAUGUGUCUUCGACGGCCCCCUCACCGGCCUCCCCAGGUCCACUCUUCAUCCCACUCCCAUUGUCCACUUAGCCCUCCAUGAAAACCUUUCCAGGACCACCCACCAUACCGAUUCCUCCCUGUGACAUGAGCCAGCCCCUCCCCUUCUCUGGGGCAAAAGCUCGGACCCUAGGAGCCCCCAGUCACCAAGCUGCACCCUGUGAUUCUAGAACCUGCAGUUACUGCCUCAGGGCCUUUGCACGACCCGUCCCUGCCAUCGAGAACAUGCUCAGGAGGCUGACCAUCCUCCGUUCUUGACCUUCACGUCCCGCAUCCACUAUGACCCCACCCCGCACCUUGCACACGUCCGCCUUCCAUCACCUGGACCGCUUGUAUUUUCUUCCAGGCAUCCGGCACUCUUGGCAAUCUUCUCAUUUCUGGUGUCUAUUUACCGCUCUCUGGCCUGAGUCCCCUCCCUAUGACUCUGUCUGUCUUCUCUCUGUACUCAUCUGCUGAACGAUGAAAACAAGCACGGACAUUGAAUGAGUGUCCGUCCGAUGCCGAUGAACUCAUUUUACUCUGAAAACCCCAGCAGAUCACAAUUCCUGUCCCCAGUUCACAGGUGAGAAAACUGACACUUGUUAAGACAACAGGUCGCAGGGCUUCCCUGGGGAUCCUUUGGUUAAGGCUCCGCGCUCCCAACGCAGGGGGCCCGGAGUUCCAUCCCUGGUCAGGGAACUAGAUCCCACGUGCCACAGCUAAGACCCAGCGCAGCCAAAUAAGUAAAUAAAUAUAAAAAAAAAAAAACCCAAAAAAGACAGCAGGUCACCAUAAAUGCUUCGAAGGGAACAGAAGCCAGUGUUCCCAUAAAAACACCAAACCACAGCGGUGCCAGCCUGGGAACCAGGGCUCGCGCAGGGAAAUCUGGUGGCUGUGGGGACGAAGGGAAUGGGAUGCCCGUCUGACCACAGGUCUUGGUUGCCCACACUUGCUGGCUGCAUGGGGACCCCUGGCCUCAUUCUCACUCUCCUGUCCAGGUCCCAGGAGCAGCCCCAGCCCUGCCCCAUCUCCCUCCCUGGUCCCUGGUCCUCCUACACCAGGAUCCAAGGGAACCCUCCCGCCUGGUCCUGGAAGAGGCACAGCCACCAGAGUCCCGCUCACUGCCCUCUGGUUACACGUGUGGCUUCCCCAGACUUGCUGCCCUGCGAGGAUGCGGGGGGAUGCCAGAGGGAGAGUGGGGGCCUCCUUCCCCGCGCAGCAGGAAGCCGCAGGGCUCAGGCUGUGCAGUCCUGGGUCUGACCCACGGCGGGGGGGCAGUGCUGGUGUGAGGACAGCCUCAGUCUCUCCUUCCAUUUGGUCAAAAUCGCUUCCUGAGGCUGAGCUAGGUCUGGUGCCAGCUGACCUCUAGGUAGUAAGUCUUCUCAGACGCUGGAGGAUGUCUUACAGAUGCAUGCUACUCUCUCCCUCCCUUCUUUCCUUCCUCCUUCCUUCCUUCCCUCCUUCCUCCCCUCCUUCCCUCCUUCCUUCCUUCCCUCCUUCCUUCCUUCCCUCCUUCCCUCCUUCCUUCCUUCCCUCCUUCCUCCCCUCCUUCCCUCCUUCCCUCCUUCCUUCCCUCCUUCCCUCCUUCCUCCCCUCCUUCCCUCCUUCCUUCCUUCCCUCCUUCCUCCCCUCCUUCCCUCCUUCCUUCCUUCCCUCCUUCCUUCCUUCCCUCCUUCCUUCCUUCCCUCCUUCCUCCCCUCCUUCCCUCCUUCCCUCCUUCCCUCCUUCCUUCCUUCCCUCCUUCCCUCCUUCCUUCCUUCCUUCCUUCCUUCCCUCCUUCCCUCCUUCCUUCCUUCCCUCCUUCCUUCCUUCCUUCCCUCCUUUUCUUGGUGGAACCUUCACAGCUAGAGAGAAGCUCAGGAAAAACAUCACUGAGAAUUCACUUAGGUAACCACCG
This is a messenger RNA of Orcinus orca (killer whale), 4938 nucleotides long. It is a transcript of the gene ARSL, whose product is annotated as arylsulfatase L. Bases 324 to 1757 code for a protein of 477 amino acids. The transcript has 11 exons. Lineage: Eukaryota; Metazoa; Chordata; Mammalia; Artiodactyla; Delphinidae. The record is from RefSeq and is a predicted model, not a curated record. Gene Ontology annotation, molecular function: arylsulfatase activity.